UGUCAACAUCAGAGUCACGUAUAAGGCACGGUAACAGGACAUAGUAAGACUCGAUAACCGAACAUUAUAAAGAUACGGUGACAGAAGGGAGAGCUGUGUUCCUGAAGAACACUCAUGGCAACGUCUGCUCUCUUGUGUGUUGUCGUCCUUGGAAGUCUGGGAUGUUGCUGCUGUCAGAUGACCAUUCGAUCGUUGAAUAUCCGAUCAGACAUCCGGUACCGGUUUGCGACCACCCUGGUAUCGAGUACGCUCUUCAAUGACCACGCCCAGGCUCAUGAGGCUGUUUUUGAAGUAACUCUACCCAAAGAAGCCUUCAUUUCAAACUUCUCCAUGAUCAUCGAAGAGAAAGAAUACGUGGGGGAGGUUAAAGAAAAGCUGAAGGCCAAGCAACAGUAUCAGGCGGCUAAGGAGAAAGGUCAAAGUGCAGGUUACGUGUCUAUCAGAGCACGACAUUCGAACAAAUUUAACAUAAACGUGAACGUUGCUGCGGGGACCUCUGUCACUUUCCACUUGACCUAUCAGCAGCUUCUGGUUCGUUGCCAUGGAUACUACGAACACAAGGUUCAUGUAAAUCCGCGCCAGAAAGUGAGUGCUCUGAAAAUCGAAGUGUACAUCCAGGAAAAUCGAGACAUUACGUAUCUGACAACGCCUGGACUCACCAACGACGUCAUCACAGAUUUUGAUAUAUCAGACAACACGUUGACGACAGUUAACAGACCGUCACCGAAAUCUGCCUACAUCGUCUAUGAACCAUCGCCUGAAGAACAGGGACCCUCUGGCUUCCACGACAAGCAAUUCGUCGUGCGGUAUGACGUCACACGGACAUCGUCUGCUGGGGAAGUUCUGGUUGUUGAUGGUUACUUCGUACACUUCUUCGCGCCGCAGAACGAAACCUCACUGAAACCCAUACCGAAGGAUAUCACAUUCAUAAUAGAUGUGAGCGGCUCUAUGACAGGACGCAAGUUGACCCAGGUCAAGGGUGCCAUGAACAUGAUUCUCGACGAACUUCGAGAAGGAGAUCGGUUCAGCAUACUCCUGUUCGACAAUAAGGUCAAGAUGUGGAAAGACCGCAUGGUUCCCGUCAACAGAGACUACAUCCUACAGGCCAAGCAGUUUGUAGAGAUGAUGCAGGCAGUGGGCUCGACUGACAUCCAUGGAGCGUUUGACAAAGGUCUCGAGUUUCUUCUCAACGACCGAGAUCAGAGUCACGUGCCCAUCGUCUUCUUCCUGACGGACGGCCAGCCAACCAGCGGCGUCAGAGACCCCGUGGAGAUCGCGUCAUCGGUCAGGAGGUGGAACGAAGGAGUCAGCGCCAUCUUCAGUCUGGCCUUCGGGGAUGACGCGGACUACAAUCUGCUGAAGAAGAUCUCCGCACAGAAUGACGGAAUCGCACGAAAGAUCUACGAGGCUUCGGAUGCCGCGAAACAAGUCCAAGGCUUUUACGACGAAAUUUCUACGACCCUUUUGACCAGCGUUAAAAUACAAUACCUGAACAGCACUGUUGACCCCGAAUCGCUGACGAAGACCAAUUUCAAGAACUUCUUCAACGGUUCUGAAAUCGUGAUUUGCGGGAGGAUGGCAGACGAUAUUCAACUCGUGGAUGAUAUGGGUAUCACCAUAACUGGUACAGGUUUUAAGGGAGACGUUGUCUUGGUUUUACCCAACAGCACUGUGGAUGACCUGGUCAUCGACGAAGACUUGGUGAUGCCUGAAAACCCGUUCUUUUCCAUGCCAAGAGAUUUCACGUCCAUCAUAGAGAAAUCCUGGGCAUACCUCACCAUCAAGGAACUCCUUCAGAAGAAGCUGCAGACGACAGCUAAGAUCAUCAAGGAAGAUAUUGACAAACGUGUACUGAAAUUGUCUUUGAAGUAUAAUUUCGUGACGCCGUUGACAGCGAUGGUGGCUACCAAACCUGAACAGACUGAACCUACAGCAAUCGACAUCGAAGGAGAUGAUUACAAACCUAAGGAAAACAUCCGACCGUCGUACGGCUUGUCGCACAGAUCGAGCAUGUCGGCAGUGAUGAACAGCCGCCCAUCCUAUCUCAGCGGGGCGCGAUACCCCAACCCGAAGAAGCACAGAAGGGUGUAUUCACCACAUAUCCCCUCAUACAGUGGUGUGGUAGACAUGGCUUAUGUAGGUCCUUUUGGGAUUAAUCCACCUCCGACGAUGCCGCCAAUAUUGGAUGUCCUGGCAGUGACAAUGCGUACAGGAGCCGUACACCCUUCAACAACAUCACGAAACACCUAUUACACGUCGGUACACACGUCGACGACACCUACAGGCAGGCCAAAUAAAUCAAAACCAAGGAAAGACAAAGGGAGGCGAAAGCAUAAAAAACAAGACAAAAUAAGGAAAGGACGGAAAUGUAGAAAUGUGAGCGUUGGUCACCUAGAGGGCGUGGCAGUGGGCGUGGCUAACCGAAGCGAGACAGUUCUGUGUUCCAAGAUGGUUGGUCGAGUGAGACAUGGAGGUUUUGAUGUACUCCCAGCCAUUCGUGGAGGACCUCAAGUUACCAUAUUCUUCACAAAAGGACCUGCUAAGUUCAUCAAUGGAUUUGAGAAGAUCGUCAUAACCUCUUCCGGUGCAUCCGUGGAAGUUGACGUCAGUUUAAUGAUGGCACCAAGCACCAUGCUGGACUCCAUGAAAUGCGUCACCAAUAAGAUGAACUCUUCUCACCUAACGAUUAAGUGCCCAGAUGUUCAUGUGAUAGUGUUCAAACAUCGAACUGAAUAUCGAAGGAAGUGCUUUGAUAGCUAUUUUGUUUCUGUACAAAUCGACAAGAAACUAACCAAAAGAAAAGGCAAAAAACAACUUGAUGUGUGGAGCAUGAUGAAAAAGGGGAGACCACUCAGUCCGAAGACUGGACUAGAAUCCUAUUCGAUUUGCGAUGGGCACAAAGUGACCAAGAUUAAACUGAAAAAGCCGAAACACCGCAACGUGACCUAAACUGGUUCCAUCAUCAACGUGUGAUCUCAGAACCGCAGGAAGCAAGGACUCUGUGCCCCACCUUCAACUUAAAGGCCCAACACAUUUACUUUUUAAAAAUAUUUUAUUAUAUAUGUUAGUUUUUAAAAAUAUUUUAUUAGCCUAUAUAUAUGUCUUCACCCCACUGAAACACACGUCAGUUAUCAUUCCAGCAGGCCUACUCAGGCGUGUGUGGGUGGGUGGGUGGGGGGGGGGGGGGGGGUAUCUAAACUGGGGCAAACGAAGUUUUUAGGGAAGUAGGGUCAUGCAACACCGAAAAAAUACAUUAAACAAAAUUCAAUUGGAGCGGGGGGGGGGGGGGGGGUCGACUCCAAUCAACCCACCUAUCUGCACAUAUAUCUGCUGCUUCUAACAUUUAAUAUAAUGCAAAAAGCUUGAUACAGAGAUAUAUGACUAAAAUUUAGUCACUAAAUAUAACUUCACUCCUUAUAUUAGUCAUGGGGAACUCGUUACGACAGAAAAAACUAAAAUACAUUGAGUGGGAUCAAUCUUGUGACCCAUCACACCUCAGUUGAGCGCUCUAAAACACUGAGCUACAUCCUAGCUGCCUCCCCACAUGAUUUCGGAUCCUGGUUUGUGUUUUCUGAGGGAAGAGGGAGGGUGAUCAGUUUUCUUAGGAUUGUUCCAGAAUUGGAAUUGGACGAAUAGUUAGUGGGAAAAUUAAAGCUUCAAUGGCUUUACUGUGCAAAAUGGGUGAGCAAGGCCGGAUUUAGACCUUGGGGGGGGGGGGGGGGGGGGGCAGGAGCCCGGGACACUUUCGGUUCGGGGGGUCCUCAACAUAGUAAUUAAAUUACAUGACAAAUAUAAAAAUGAACUAAUUUUAUAAUACAUUCUUUUAUAAAGGAAGUCCUUAGUCUGGGGACCCUCUGGUAGGGGGGCCGGGACAAUUGCCCCCUUUCCCCCCUUAUAAAUCCGGCACGGUGGGUGAGGUGACAUUAGGAUAGAGAUUGGGGUGGAAGAAUGGAUAGAGAGAUAAAAUACAUUUAUGAACUCAUGUGUCGGGUUAUAAGCUACUUUUACGUUGUUGUUUUUUUGUUUUGUUUUUUCUUCUUCUUCUUGGGGGGGGGGGGGGUGAAGAAAAUGUAUUGUUCUCUGUGUUAUAUGCGGAUAUAUUCACUUGUUUUCUAAGUACAUGUAUAUAGCAAUAUAGAAUGGCUAAUUCAUACAUUUGUAAAUAAAAAAUUCAAAAGUU
Messenger RNA from Gigantopelta aegis, 4180 nucleotides. RefSeq names its product inter-alpha-trypsin inhibitor heavy chain H3-like. The coding region runs from base 115 to 2949 and encodes 944 amino acids. NCBI's taxonomy places the organism in Eukaryota, Metazoa, Mollusca, Gastropoda, Neomphalida, Peltospiridae. The record is from RefSeq and is a predicted model, not a curated record. The transcript has 13 exons.